Molecule: messenger RNA, 495 nt
Organism: Porites lobata
Lineage: Eukaryota; Metazoa; Cnidaria; Anthozoa; Scleractinia; Poritidae
Source: the annotation of a GenBank genome assembly
GAAUUUGCUGCAUCUGGAAUUUCUGCGCCAGAACACGAUGAGCUUGAUGUACUUCUUGAGAACAUAGCAGAAAGAGAAAGAGAUGCUAUCGCAGAAGCUAGUGAAAAGAAAGAUCAGGAGAAGGUUACAGCAGAAGAUAUCAGAAACCAAGCUUUGGAGCAGAUAGGACAAACAAAGAAACGAAAAUCUGAAGACGGCCAAGAGCCAAAGGAAAGGAAAUCCAGGAGAAGCAGUAAUGAGGCUCUCCAGUUUAUGCAGGAGAAGGCUGAAUCAGACAAGGCACUCCGAGAAGAAGAGCUAAAGAUAAGGAAAAAAGAAGAAGAAACCAAAGCUCCUCAAUUCCAAGCAAUGUUCACCCAGCAGCAAUCCUUCUUGCAAGCAAUGACCCAACAGCAGGCUCAACAGCAGCAACCGAAUCAACACAUGCAGAUGUUAAUGGCACAGCAAAGUCAGGCAAUGAUGUCUGUUUUGGAAAAACUCUUGUCAAAAGAGUGA